AUGGAUUCCCGUGAAUACUUACAACGGGAUUUUAAUCCUAAAAGUUUAACAGUUGCUAAGCUUAGAGGGAUAUUAAAUGAAUAUGAUAUUUCAUUUUCAUCCAAUGCCAAGAAGGCCGAGUUAAUUGAGGCUUUCAAUGAGCAUAUUGGGUCGAAAUCUGAAGAAUUAUUGGCGAAAAUUGAAAAGACAAAUGGAGUUAUCAGUGGGAAAGGAAUUGUAGAUGAGACUGGUAAACAGAAGGAAAAGGAGAAGGAGAAGAAGAAGAAGAAGGUGGAAAAGAAAGUUGAAGGGAAAGUUGUAAAACCAAAGAAGAAGAAGGAGAAGAAAGUGAAGAAUGAAAAGAAAGAGGAUGAGAGGGAUGAGAAGGAUGAGUCUGUGGAAGAAAAAGAGACUGUUAAGAAGGAGGUGGAAGAGUCUGAUAAGUCAGUAGACAAGUCAUUGGAUAAGUCAUUGGACAAGUCAUUGGACAAGUCAUUGGACAAGUCAUUGGACAAGUCAUUGGAUAAGUCAUUGGACAAGUCAUUGGACAAGUCAUUGGACAAGUCAUUGGACAAGUCAUUGGACAAGUCAUUGGACAAGUCAUUGGACAAGUCAGUUGAUAAAUCAAUCGAUGAGUCAGUAAACAAAUCAGCAGACAAAUCAGCAGACAAAUCAGUGGACAAAUCAGUAGGCAAAUCAAGUGAUAAACCAGUUGAUUCAACUUCACCAUUCUCAACAGAAAAUAUCUUCCAAUCAUCUUCUCCAGUUAUUCCUCAAAAGAGAAAUAAAUCUGGCUCACCUUCAACUCCAUCUCGUUUAAAAUUGUCAAAACUUUCUCCAAAACCGAAAACUCCUCGUGGUCAUUUAUUCGAUGAAGAAGAUGAAGAUGAAGAAAAUGAUGAUUUUUUCCAAAGAUCUAUCAUUGCCAAGAGUCCCUUGAAAUUAUCUCCAAGAGGUACUCCAAGAAAGAGGAUUUCUUCACCAACAAUUAAACAUGAGGUUAGAAAUGAAUCUCCAUCAAUAGAUGGGUUGGUUCAGCAGAAGGAACCGGUUAAUAUGUUUGAUCUUGCCGCUGAAUUGGGUAUUACUAUACAGGGAACCCCUCUGAUUGUGAAGAAAGAAGAUCCACCAAUCAUUACCACUACCAAUAAUAAUACCGAUACUACUAAUAAUGUCAAUGAUACACCACUGAAACUUCUUUUUAAGAGGAAUACACCAAAGAAGACCCCAUUGAAGACCCCAUUGAAGACUCCAAGGGCUAAUUUAAAUUCUGAAUCUCUGUUAAAGGAGACUCCAUCCAAGACUCCAUCCAAGACUCAAUCUUCUAAUAAUACCCCAAAGUCUUCCAAGAAGUCUUCUAACAAGGCUACUCCAAAAUCUGCCCUUAAGAGUACUUCUAAUAACGCUACUCCUAAUAAGAUCGCCAAUAGUUCAUCUUCAAAGAUCUCCGAAUCUUCUUCCAAGAUCUCUGAAGCUUCUUCCAAGAUCUCCUCUGAUGUUGAAGAUGAACUUGAUGAAGAAUCUACAUUUGAUGUAUUAGAAAAUAACUUAAAAGAAGAUUUGAACACCUCUUCUUAUACCAAAAGAUCUCCAUCCAAACUAGCACUCUUCUCGUUCCUUUUCCUUUGGUUAACUCUUCUUUUGGCUGGUCUCUUUGGGUAUUGGUACCGUGAACAAACCUUCCUUGUUGGAUACUGUGGCCAAGAAAUAUACCAAGAAACUAUCCCCAAGGAAUCUUCCACUUCCCCUUUAAUCAUCAAAGCGGGUGAAUAUCUUGAUACUUUCAAGCCGGCCUGUGUUCCCUGUCCUCCACAUGGCAGAUGUUUCCCCAUGUUGCAACUUUCGUGUUACAAUGAUUUCAUCGAAUACCAACCAUGGUGGUUCAACUUGUAUCCAAUCAAUGUCGAACUGAAGAAGUGUGUACCGGACACGAAAAAGGCUGAAAAAUUGGAAAUUAUGAUCGAUGUUACCUUGGACUUGUUGCGAGAACGCAAUGCUAACACCAAUUGUGGUAGAUCUGGUCCAGAAGAUUUCUCCGCGGGGCUUUCCAUUGAAGAAUUGCAUUCCAUGCUCCUUGAAAUGAAGGCAUCAUACAUCACCAUUGAAGAAUUUGAAGAUUUAUGGGAACGUUCAUUGGUUGAAUUAGAAAAGGAACCAGAAAUAAUUACUGGGCUCGGCCUUGAUAACUUACCAGCCGACUCUAACUCUAACAACACGCGCGAAGAAGAGACCUCGUACAAAGUUCUUCGAUCAACGUCCCUUUCCAACCUCAGUUUCCACUGCCAAGUUCUGAAUACCAUCUUUGGAUCUUUAGCUUCUUACAAGAAUUGGUUACUUGGGGUUGUAUUGGCAACCAUUCUUGGCCUUUAUCUUCACUACAGGUACGAGCAGUAUUGCUUGUACCAACAAAAGGUGAGUACCUUGUAUCUCGAAGUGUUGAGUAAGUUGAGAAUGCAACGUAAAUUGGCACAAUCAGAAAGAAUCCCACCUUUCAUCGGACUGACUCAACUUCGAGAUUUGAUCCUCACUGAAACUAAUUUGCACAAGAAGAUCCAAUUAUGGGACAGCGUCAAUAAGAAAGUUGAGAACAAUCUGAAUGUUCGUCAUCGUUUGGAAGAGAGUCAUGGAGAAAUCAUGAGAGUAUGGGAGUGGAUUACUGAUGUUGAGUAGUUAUAUAUAUAGACAAUAAAUAAACCCAAUUUAGAA
Messenger RNA from [Candida] anglica, 2685 nucleotides. The record is from the annotation of a GenBank genome assembly. NCBI's taxonomy places the organism in Eukaryota, Fungi, Ascomycota, Pichiomycetes, Serinales, Debaryomycetaceae.